GUGUCAUCUUAUUUCUCGAUGAUUUAAUACCAUUUAGGUUCAUGGUGCACCCUCUGCCCUCUUUGUCUUAUUUAAUCCUCCUCAUUGACAUAUCAAUGUGCGGAUCGCGCGUUACGCAACAGUAAAGAGGAGCUUCACUCGGAAAAGCUGCUACGCGAGGCAAGGGCGAAAUUUAAGCAGAUUUGUGUUCAGGUUUUUAUUUUUUUAUUUUUUGCUCUACUGUAUUCCUGCUGUGAUCAUUUGUGGGCGCAAAUCACGCCAAAGGGAACGACCUGGAUGCACAUCAUGGAAGUGAAAGAAACAUCGGAGGGAUGUUUUGGCAAUUCACUCUUGGAGAUCUUAGUGCAACGCUAACAGAAAAUUACGGUAAUUUCCCUCAUUGGAAAAACAACAACAAUGUUUUUAUCGCUACUUUGUUCCAAUGUUAUGCGAGGUUGUAAAUAAAUAUUGUGCACGAUGACUUCAUUCCAUUUUUAUCUCGGGACAGCUUGUUGGUGAAGAGGCUCAAUUGCAUGCAGCACUUGCUUAUUCUCAUUCCAAAGGAUUAUCCCGCAAAGUAAUCAGCGGAUGAAGCAACGUGACCGAAUCCAUGUUUCAUAUCUCCUCACCGUGCCUAUCGGAAAGGAAGUUGUCGUUUGGUGAUAUUUUUUCUUUGGUCUGCGCAGCGCACAAGCGGACGACGACCUCGCGCAUGAGCGGCCAAUGGAGCACGAGAAGGUGACGGGGGCAAUUCAAACGAAAUCUGUCCCCGAUUUACCCCCGGGCUCAGCUUUCCUGCCGUCCGUGAGCAGGGGGAAAUUGGACGGCGACGAGCUGCCGGACGUCCCCUUCGGGCUGCAGCCUACGGGGAAAGGUCAAGUCACUGCUACUUGCUGCCAGUUGGGUAGACUGAGCAGCAGUGACGAAGAGGAGAAGAGGGAGGACGUCGAGGUGCAAGUCAGAUUGGAGAUCCACAGUCCGCCGCCGGACACACCGGCGCAGCUCCGAGAAGACCAAGCCACGGAAACGCAUCCUUCUCCCCCCUCUGCAUCUCUACCUGAAAAGGGUAGGGCGACAAAGGACCCCGUGGCACCUUCUCCGCCACCUGUGCUCUCCUGCUCCAUCUCACCCCCAAGCCCCAAAACACCUCCCCCCACCACACUCAGACACUGGGCACCCCCAAAGGGCUUCUGGAGGGUGGCCCGGCCGGAGACGUUGCUUCUCAACAACGUGGAUCCCCAUAACGUUGCCUCGGCUUUAUCCUGCAAGGACUUCGCUCGAGGGGAGGACGAGACCGAAGGCCAGGGAGACAUUGUGGCAAAUGCGGACAAGCAGCAUUUAGUAGCAGGCGCUGAUGAGAAAUUGAAAGAAAAGUGCAAAGAAGAAGGCAGAGAUGAAGAUGCCAAAGAUGAUCAAGAUCAGGGAGCCCAUGGCACUUUAGAGGACUUGGUCACGCUUCAGGAACUGGAGCCCUAUUUGAGAUCUCUCCUGGUAAUCGGCGAUGAACUCCCUCUGAGUCCGAGGCACGAGCAAGCCAAGCGUCUCCUGGAGCGAGCGCGCCUCAAGGCUCGCUCCAACCCGGUCAAAGGCGACCGCCCCGGCAGACGCUCCCACUCUGAUCACAGGGCGGCUGUAAAGAAGCCGCAAGUUGAGGCUCACAAUCCCAAAGCCGUUCAAGCCGCCCAAAGUGCGUCCGCUCCCCUCCUGGCCCCUGAGCAAGGAGACGCCUGGGACCCCGGCGAUGGGCUGGCCGGAUCCAGGCGCUACGGCUGCUCGCCCACCCGGGUACGCUUUGAGGACGAGUCGGAGAGAGAAGCCGAGUCUCGCUAUUUGGACAGGGUGCGACAGCGCGGGCGACCUGCCGUGCCAAAGUCCAAAAACAGGGACAGCAACACAGAUUCCAGCAGUAGCGGUUCCGAGAGGAGUCGGAGCCACAGGAGCGUCUCCGUGCCUGCUCUCCAGAAGCGAGAGACGCUCGUCGGCGCCGAAAGCGCCACGGUGAUUCGAGAGAUCGUAGUCCUGGUGAAGAAAUGCCAGGCCUGCGGUUCUGUGGCGAGGGAACCUCAGCCCGUCUCCUCGCAGAUCAUCGACUUACAGCAGAGCGCCGACCCGGAGGACGCGAGGGGCCGACCGGUUCCUUGCUGGGUGCCUCCCAGCAAAGCGGAAGUCAGCAGCCGUCCCAAGGCUCCUCUGACGGUCACCUUUGCGGGUGCCUUUGUUCUGGGGGAGAACAAAGAAAGAAGCACAGGCUGGAAAUCAUCCGGUUUUGGGAAGCUGAGGAGAAGGAGCAGGAAAGGAGAAAGCCGACUGGAGUCCGGCAACGGGCCCUACGGUCCGUCCUGGGCCCAGAGGCGGAACUCCAAUCCCAGGAAUAGAGUCAACCUGAGCAGAGGCGUUUCCUUCGGUAGCCCGCGCUCCGGCGGAGCAAGGGACGCGCCCACCCUGCCCAUCAAAUCUGCUCUCAAGUCAAGCUCCAGGAAUCGCUCGGCUGCCGCUCAGUCCACCGUGCAGUUCCAGACGGCGGCCAACCAGGGAAGCGAAGCCGGGCCUCAGCAUUUGGACCGGCCGGAGGUCCGGAGGGAGUCGCCUGCCUCGACGUCCCUCGCGCUAAGCAGCGACCCGGCGGCGUGCUUCCGGCCCUCCACGCUGAGGUACUCCCCUGCUCGUCUCAACCCGGAGGUGCCAGCUGCCGACGUCUGGGACGCCGCUUCGGAUGGAGCGGUGGCGGCGACAGACACGGGAGCCGGGUCCGAGUUCCACCCCGCUACGCGCAGCGCGGCGGCCUCGUCUCGGGCCGAGGAUCUCAGAGCUGAGCUGUUGAGAGCCGAGCAUCUGAGAGCCGAGCAUCUGAAAGCCGAGGCCGUAUGGGAGGACAACUGGGAUGGAUCCAGGAAGCCGGACGGUCGACCCAAGCUUUUCUUGCGUCGCUUCUUUUCCUCCAUCGGCCUGAACAGCGUGGGCAGACUUGUGAAGGGAAGCCGUUCCAGUAGCAUGGAACAGCUCAGCAUUCCCGCCGCCGCCAGCAGGUCCAACGCGAGUUCGCCGAGCCCCACACGCAGACGGCAUCCCAGCGUUCGGAUACAGAGGACGCCCUCUCUGCAGAGCCUGCACACGGCCCUGCCACUGGCCCAACUACGUAAAGCCUCCUCUGUGCAGAGUUUAGAGAGGAGAACAGAGCGUACGACCAUUCUGGGUGAGGUGCACAUACCUUACGGCCUAGCGCCAAGUCCUGACAGUCCUCAUCUGGAACCCCACCGGACCCUGAGCGUCGAAGACGUCAUGCCAUCCAGGGUGCUGCGACCAGCGGGGAGGGUUUCUCAGGCCUUUGCGGACGGGUCUCUUCUCCUCGAGCUUAUCAGACCCCCAAAUGGUCCUUUUGGUUUUGUCAUCUCAAGGGGCAAAGGCAGACCUGACACAGGCGUUUAUGUGGAGAAAGUGGGCGACGGAACUGGUGACGUUCCUUACGUGGGUCUCCUGGGCGUGGGGGAUGAGAUUAUUCAGGUGAAUGGGGAAGCGGUGGCAGGACUCAGUCUGGACCAGGUGACCCGGCUCAUGACACGGGAAAGCGUGGCUUCUCUAAGGAUCAUGCCGGCCCGACGUAGCCCACGCUGAAUGAGGGCAACAGACAGCAUCAUCACGACUAUGUAUGAAGAAAGUAUGACUUUGGUGCCAUCUCGUGGUAUCUUUGUGCCAAGAAAAUAUGUUGAAUUGACUUCAAGUUUCACUAGUGCUUUGCCACCAACUGAUGGCAAGUAGCAAUCUUUGGUGGCAGCCUCAACUACUCUUGGCAGUGCUUGGUGGUUCACUGUGCAGUAUUCUGUAUUAUAUGGAUAUG
Molecule: messenger RNA, 3814 nt
Organism: Syngnathus acus (greater pipefish)
Lineage: Eukaryota; Metazoa; Chordata; Actinopteri; Syngnathiformes; Syngnathidae
Exons: 9
Coding region: 703-3591 (962 amino acids)
Biological process (GO): centrosome cycle; regulation of cellular localization; establishment or maintenance of cell polarity
Cellular component (GO): cell cortex; apical plasma membrane; nucleus
Molecular function (GO): protein kinase C binding
Source: RefSeq, a predicted model, not a curated record